CAAAAAAGAAACAAAACGGCCUCCAUGGUUCCGGGAUUGUAUUGAGCAUUUCUGCAGCUGUUGCCCUUCGCAUUGUGCGUUUUUUCACAUAUCUAGGACGUCGCAUUUCGGCAACAAGCCAUGCUAAGGCACUGUUUAGGCAUUCUGGUAGUGCUUGUGUUCUCGCUAGCGCUUUCGUCGUGCGAAGUCUUGCGAAAGAUCGAAGAGGAGAGCGAAAAUUGCGAAGCAUUCUGCUCGCAAACGUACCCUCUGCACACAUACCCUAAAGCUGAACACCUAGAAAGCUGCAAACGAGGUUGCAAACUGUUUGUCAUCGUUGGACAGAAUCCAGAACUCAGCGAUCUCAAUAUUACACACGCAAAGUGCAAUAAUGCUUGCGCAGAACUAUAUCCAGAGUCACCCCAAUACUAUGCUUGCUGCCUUGGCUGCAAGGAGCAGCUCAGUCAAGCAGAGACUAAAGCAAAGACCGAACAGCCAGUGCUCAUCCAUUCCCUGACCCCACUGCUGUUUGUCCAACAAGUCUACGAGCGUGUCGUGAGCCACAUGUGCCACUUUCUUCAGCGUACUUUCACAGCUGUGUAUCUCCAGCGCGAUACGGGAAAACUGGUGGUGGUCCGUGGCGAGCUGGAACCCAUUAAGUUGCCGGAUAUCGAUGAUGACCAAUCUGUCGAGGCUACUCCGCCCUGCCGAAGCUCGAGUGGCCGCUGCGACUCGGACACGUCGGACGGCAGGAGCGAGACCCUACAACAAGAAGCCUCGUUCCCAGGCUCCAGCUGGUUGGACUGCAUCUCUCGCCAGUCCGGACUGCCGCGGUGGCUCCUGGUCCUCGUGCUCUUCUUGGUUGUGGUCACGAUGGUGUGGCUGUGCUGUGCUACCAUGGUCACCUCACCAACAGCAUCUACGGCUCAACCGCAGCAGCCACCAUGCUACAGGAGCCAGAAAAUGGGUCUUAACAGCGACGUGGACUACCUUUUGCUCUACGACCCCUCGGAGCAGGUCAAGAUCCAACCACCGAAAGAUCACGAGGCACCACCCUUGCCUGUCAAGAUCCCUCUGGAUCAGAUCUAAGAUCUCAUGACGUACUCCUGAGAGCAUCUCAUCCGAUGCGUUGUCUUUGUUUCUUCUUUUUUUUUUUACUCUUUCAUUCUGAUGAUUUUUUUUCUUCUUUGCGUUUUGGGUUGGUUUAUAAAUCUGACUGAACCAGUGCAAAUUCUUGCUUAAUAAGUGCACGUGUGACGGCACACAUGCACUGGAACAGCCUGGGCUUUUUGGUGGUUGCGGGGAGAGGCUUUUGAGAUAUUUUGCCAAAUUUUGUACAUACCAGGAUAAAUUAGGGCGACAGAAUUUUAUGGUGUGUCCUGCUAGCUUGCACAGGAUUACGCCGUACACUUUAGCAAAAGCUCAUUGCAAAGAAAAGUUUCGCCAGAAACAUGUAGGUACUGUUAGCUCUGGUUGACAGUAUUGCAUGUCCCACAUGGGGGCUUGUGCAAAGACGGGCUUGUGUUUGUUAAGGUACAAGGCUGGGGAUUUGCAUAACAUUUGGCAACGUUUGUGCAUCCUUUGCUGCACGUCUGUGAUGCUAAGAAUGAUUGGGCUCUGCGCCGGUAUUAGCUCGUUGAAAUGGGAGACCAUGCACCUAGAUGUGUAGCACACAGUCUGCUUCAUUUCGUAGGUGCAGUCAAUCUAGUCGUAGAUAGUGCGGGGACCUGUUGAAUCUUGCCUUUCAAUAAAAAGAUAUUUAAUUUCA
Ornithodoros turicata is the source of this 1747-nucleotide messenger RNA. RefSeq names its product transmembrane protein 59-like. The transcript has 6 exons. The coding region runs from base 121 to 1068 and encodes 315 amino acids. Lineage: Eukaryota; Metazoa; Arthropoda; Arachnida; Ixodida; Argasidae. The record is from RefSeq and is a predicted model, not a curated record.